UGUUGUUUACCUACACAUUUUAGAAUGAAAUGAUCAUAUUUCAAAAUAAAACCUAGAAGGUUCAUACUUCAUGUCGAUAUAUUCAUUAUUCAUACUCGUUCUGAUAUUAAUAUAACGUAACCUCAGAAAAUGACAUUUUUAGAGGAUACUUUAAUCGUUUUAAUAUCUCAAGCAAUAUUUUUUAUUGGCGGCUGGAUAUUCUUCGUGAAGCAGCUAUUCCGUGACUAUGAGGUGCACCAUACCUUGGUGCAGUUAAUAUUUUCAGUAACAUUUGCGCUGAGCUGCACAAUGUUUGAAUUAAUCAUAUUUGAAAUCAUUGGAUAUCUAGAUUCCAGUUCAAGAUACUUCCACUGGAACCUUGGUCUCUACUCUUUGUUGUUCAUGGUGAUCGCUCUGAUACCGUUCUAUAUUGCUUACUUCUGCAUAAGCAAUAUACAAUUCGUGUCGAGGUCGUAUGUAAGGCCCCUCACAGUAUUAGUGUGUCUGGUGUAUCUGUACUUCUUCUGGAAGAUUGGUGAUCCAUUCCCAAUACUGAGCCCGAAGCAGGGCAUUUUCUCGAUCGAGCAGGGCGUGUCCCGCAUCGGAGUGAUCGGCGUGACAGUGAUGGCACUGCUCUCGGGCUUCGGUGCUGUCAACUACCCCUACACCUCAAUGGCCAUCUUCAUCAGACCAGUAACUGAAGCAGAUGUUGUGUCAAUUGAAAAGAAGCUUCUGCAAACCAUGGAUAUGAUUCUAGUGAAGAAGAAAAGAAUAGCGCUAGCGGAGUUCAGCAGUGGGGGGAGGCAGUACAGCAUGAUGGACCAGACCAGUGUCAAGAGUGGGGGCUUCUGGAAUAAUAUUUGGUCCAGUGUGGGGAAUAUAACCAACACUUCUCACUCUACAGAGAACAUCCGUCAGCUGCGGCAGGAGAUCGGGGCCCUGGAGGAACUCGGUCGCCAGCUGUUCCUGGAGGUCCACGCGGCGCGUUCGGUGCGUGAGAAGAUCACGUGGUCUCGGACCUUCCAGGGGAGGUACUUCAACUGCCUCGGAUACUUCUUCUCGCUCUACUGCGUGUGGAAGAUAUUUAUUUCGACUAUCAACAUAGUGUUCGACCGCGUGGGCAAGAAGGACCCUGUGACCCGUGCGCUGGAGAUCAUCGUGCACUGGCUGGGCUGGGAAAUCGACGUGGCCUUCUGGUCGCAGCACGUGUCCUUCAUCCUAGUGGGCUGCAUUGUACUCACCAGCAUCCGGGGCCUGCUGCUCACCCUGACCAAGUUCUUCUACAAGAUCUCGUCGGCCAAGUCCUCCAACAUCAUCGUGCUGGUGCUGGCGCAGGUGAUGGGCAUGUACUUCUGUUCGUCCGUGCUGCUGAUGCGCAUGAACAUGCCGCCCGAGUACCGCGUCAUUAUCACGCAGGUGCUCGGCGACCUGCAGUUCAACUUCUACCACCGCUGGUUUGACGUCAUCUUCCUGGUCAGCGCGCUCACCAGCAUCUUCGCGUUGUACUUGGCGCACAAGCAGCCCGCUGUCAGCUGAUGGUGGACCACGCUUAUACGACAAACAUUAUAUAAGAAUAAGUGGCUAAGAAGUUGUACUUGUUUGGCGUAACAAAACGUGCCUUAUUUUUAAUAUGAACGGUGGCUAUUCGCUGUCUUGAUCUUUUAUAUUUUGUUAUAGCGGCGAUAAUAAUUAAUGUACACCCUGUCAGAUACAGCCCGCUGAUAACAGACAGCAAUAUUAUAGAAGUAGUAAUAUCUCGUUGGUUACCAUUUUUUGCAGUAUCAAAAAUCAAUGUUUUUGAAGAUAUUUAUAGUGAUUUGAUCUUUUUCUGAUUUGAUUGAUUAUUGUGUAUCUAGAAAAAUUAAUCUUGAAUAAAUGCACUUCACACCAAAAAAAAAUCGAAACACUUCUGAAGUUUGGUUUUGAAUGAGUUUAAUAUCUUCUAAACUAACUUCGCACAGGUAUUCAUAUCCAAUGCCUGCGGCGGCUCUGUUCUCCUACAUAAAACUCCACAUACAAAAGUAAUUUCUGUCUUUCCAUCGAUACAACUGCCUCUCCACACUGUACUUGACCAUAAUCCACUCUUUCUUCAGAGCAGCACUGAGCAACUUCUCUCUCUAUUCGAUAAACCUUCCUUUUUCCGUGAUGAUCAUGUAUGGUAACCUCCUGAUUGCUGUUGUCAGAAAAUAGAACUUUGCUGCAUUAAAAAUGUCAUCAAUAUAAGUGCUCAGUAUUUGAUCCAUUACCAUUAUUAUUGGUUUAUGAGGUUUUAGACCACGCUCCGCCAAAAUUCUUCUAAUAGUAGAAUCACUCACAGGUAACCUCCACCCUCACGGAGCCGGUGCUAACCAUUUCUAAGUGUUCUUCAACGUACCACAAAGCUGUGGAAUGAGCUUUCGUGUGCGGUGUUUCCGGGACGAUACGAUAUGUGUUCGACUCCUGUGAGAGUGCCCUGUCUGGUGUUGCAAGAGAACGUGGGCGGCGGUGAUAACUUAACACCAGGUGACCCGUACGCUUGCUUGACCGCCUAUUUCAUAAAAAAAAAUUAGAGAAACUCAUACAAUAUAUCAGUCUCUUGCUCAGACGUAUCUAGAUGUCUACUCGAUACUGGCCGAACAGGAUCAGGUAGAUAUUGAGACACGACAAUACUGACAGUGUCGAGAUUUACAGUAUUGACAGGAGAGAGGCUGAAUGAUGAUCCCCAGAAUCCAGCAACGCCACGACUUGGUCAGCGCGAUUAAAUGCAGAAAAAACAUUGAAACCAAAACAUUAAAUAUUGGAUGAAAAUUCGAAAUUUAAAAUUUAAUUUUGAAAUGGUACAUCAUUGUGUCAAACUAAACAGCGCAACUUUAUUUAAGAAUAAGUACUUGUUUCGAUAUUUUUUUGGUGAGAAGUAUCAGCCCACACUACUAAAUGGAGCUAGGUUCAUUGUGUCAAGUCGUUCUGCACGCGUGUCAAAUUAAGUAAAAAUAGGUACUUACAAAGUAUUUUACAUUCCCGUUAAAUUAGUAUGGAAAGCGUUAUAUUAUUAAUAUAAUGUGAAGAACAUAUAAUAUAUAUAAAGAUAAACGGAUAAAAAAACAUAAUACCCUAAAGUUAAGUACGUAAUUCACCUCACCAUUCCACCGGAUUAGAUAGUGGCUACUUUCUGGUAAAAUUGAAAAAAAAUCUUAUUAACAUUCAUUUAAUAUUUAAAGGUAUCCAUACCUCAGUUCCAAAGUGUAAGAAAUCUGAAAUACAGCAACUUUUUUUCCAAUAAACUUUAUUCAAUUAGGCUUAAACUAAGCGCAUUUUGAAGCACUAUAAAUAUUUCUUUUAAAUUACUGAAUUUACCAUAUUAUGUUCGGAAAAUGUUGAGCUCGUUAGAAGACAAAAGAAACUCUUUUCAAUCAAAUAGAGUAUUUUACAGUGGCUGUAAUAUACAUAAUAAAUUAGUUUGUAAGGUGCUGCAUCCAAUAUAUGAGUCGUGUUUAAAUAAUAUAAAUUAUUUCAUGAAAAGUAAUAUAGACUGUAUAAAUAUAAAUUGUCGUAUAUUGGAUGCGAUACCUUUACAGCUUGAAUUGAUUUUGUGUAAGCAUGCUUCGUGAACAUUAUGGUAGUGAUCACUUAAACUUAAUAAUUAGUAAUCGCAUCCAACAAAUGCAAUGAUUUAUUAUCUAUAACAGAUUUGAGAUAAGUAUGAGAAAUUGUUCCAUAAACCAUAACCCACCAUUACCACAGAGAAACAAUUAAGAGAUAAUAUAUCUUCAUAAGUCUACAAUAUUUUCGUUUCAUUCAGUAACACUAGAGUUAUUUUCUGUUGAAACCCUUUUCUGAUUGGCUCUUUCGAACCGAUUCAUUUUGGAAAUGAUUAUCAUAAAUAAGUAAAAAAUACCUAUAUCGAUAUCUGCACUCAAGUUUGCGUUAUUUGCUUAAAUCAUAAUACGUAAUUAUUUUUUUCAUUUCUUCGUAGGUGUGUUAGCAAUUACCAUACCUAUUGUAAACCCGGGACAAAGUGCGAUUUAAAGAGUAGGAAUUCUCUUCGUGCCUACAAAUACACCGUCAUAGAAGUACAUAAUACAAUAGUAAGUCAGUUGGCUAAAUAUUUGUUACGAAGCGGCAUUCAGUACAAUUCUUAAUACGUUAUUGAUUUAAAGCCACUCGUGUGUCAUUAAUAAAUUAUAUUUUGAAUUAGAAAACUCACCCUGACAAUAUGUAUGUGUAAAUAAAGGAUAAGAUAAGGUAUGUGAUAUGUUAAGUGCGCCUUGUUCAAUAUACGUUGUUGUUUUAUA
This is a messenger RNA of Leptidea sinapis, 4250 nucleotides long. RefSeq names its product Golgi pH regulator (gene GPHR). The record is from RefSeq and is a predicted model, not a curated record. Gene Ontology annotation, cellular component: Golgi cisterna membrane. Gene Ontology annotation, biological process: intracellular pH reduction. Bases 130 to 1515 code for a protein of 461 amino acids. The transcript is spliced from 9 exons. Gene Ontology annotation, molecular function: voltage-gated monoatomic anion channel activity. NCBI's taxonomy places the organism in Eukaryota, Metazoa, Arthropoda, Insecta, Lepidoptera, Pieridae.